Molecule: messenger RNA, 683 nt
Organism: Vicia villosa (hairy vetch)
Lineage: Eukaryota; Viridiplantae; Streptophyta; Magnoliopsida; Fabales; Fabaceae
Exons: 4
Coding region: 89-562 (157 amino acids)
Source: RefSeq, a predicted model, not a curated record
UUUUAUUCUCUAUAAAGUUCCUCUAAUUUUUGUUUCUCAUUGUCACAAAAUCUAUCUCUAUUAACUCAAAACAAAACAAACAAACAAAAUGGGCCAAUCUCUGAAGAAAUUAUCAUCUGGAACUGAUGAAAAGAAGGCUAAAGAACUUGGUCCUAUUAUAAAUGAAUUAUAUGACAAAAAUAUUAAAAAUGCGUCAAAAGACUUCCCUGAUUUCUACAGAGGAGUAUGCGAAAUUGUCGAGGAACUUAAUAAAAAGCUUGGAUACACCCAGUUCAAACUCCCAAAAACGGAUGAACUUGAGAAGGCAUACAAUGAACAUCACAAUGAGAAAGACAAGGUAUUAACAAAAGAAGAAUUCCAAGAUAUCAUGAAAGAGAUGGUUAAGAAAUCAGGAUUCACAGGUGUGGGAGCAAAAGAAGCACUUUUGUACAUCUUUGGUGUUCCUGUGACUGCUCUCUUUAUUAAGCAGAGAGUCAUGCCUCAAGCAAUUCCAAAUGAAUUUUUCAUUCCAGGAAUCACUUCUGUUACUGUUUUAAUUCUUGCAGCACUUAACAAAAUAUGAUAUAUUGUAACCAACCUAGCAACAACAAUGUAUUUGCUUGUAACCGAAAUGUGAUCGCACUUUGUACCGCUAUAGACCUCUAUAUAUACAUAAAAAUUUCGACAGUUGACACAGACGUUUA